AUGGCCGACAACGCCGAUUCGAGCGGCGACGCUCAGAUUACCUUCAAGGUCAAGACGUCAGGCGACAGCACCCACACCAUCACCAUGGCCGAGUCGGCUACCGUCCAGGAGCUCAAGAACAAGCUUGCCGGCGACGAUUACGAGAAGAUCCCUGCCGAGCGCCAGCGCCUCAUCUACUCGGGCCGCGUGCUGAAGAACGACGACACCCUGGCCACCUACAAGAUCAAGCCCAACAACACCAUCCACAUGGUCAAGAGCGCUGCCAGCAACCCGUCCCAGACUCCCAGCACCGGCACGCCGGUCCCGCAGGCCGUGCCUUCCAACAUGGCCUCUGGUACGGCCAACAAUCCCCUCGCCGGCCUUACAGGCGCUCGCUUUGCCGGCCACCAGAUGAACCUUCCGGGAAUGGACAUGUUCGGACCCGAUGGAGGCAUGGGACCACCCAUGGACGAGGAGCGCCUGCAGCGCAUGAUGGAGGACCCCAACGUCCAGCAAUCGAUGAACGAAGCCCUCAGCAACCCUGACUUUGUCAACAUGCUCAUCCAGUCGAACCCGAUGCUCCGCAACCUCCCCAACGCCCGCGAAAUCAUCACGUCUCCCUUUAUGCGCCAGAUGAUGACGAACCCGUCCAUGAUGAGCCAAGCUAUGCGGAUGCAGCGUAGCAUGAGUGGCGGGAACCCGGCCUUCCCCGCUCCGGGAGCCACCGAUACGACGCCGUCGGGCGCCCCCUCCAGCAACGAGCAGGGUCAGCAGCAGCAGAACCCGUUCUCGAACCCGUUCGUGCCAUUUGGCGGGAUGGGCGGCGCAGGGGCCAAUGCGAUGCCUGACCCGGCACAGAUGGCCCAGCAGCUGCAGUCGCUCCAGUCCCUCAUGGGUGGCUUGGGCGGCUCCUCCGGUGCCGGCAACGCGGGCGACGCGACCUCGACCUCGACCUCGGGGGUUGAUGCGACACAGCAGCAGCAGCAGCAGCAGCAGGGCAACCAGGCAGCAGCCAACCCAUUUGCUGCCCUGUUUGGACCUCCCGGCGGCGGUCUGGGCGGUAUGGGCGGCGCCGGCGGCGGCCAGGCCAACAACCCGUUCGGCAUGACGCCCGAGAUGAUGCAGCAGAUGAUGCAGAUGAUGGGCGGAGCCGGUGGUGCGACGCAGUCACCGCCCGACAACCGACCUCCCGAGGAGCGUUACGAGGACCAACUGCGUCAGCUCAACGACAUGGGCUUCUUCGACUUUGACAGGAAUGUGGCGGCGCUGAGGAGAAGCGGAGGAAGCGUACAGGGUGCCGUCGAGUACCUGUUGAGCAACUGA
Geosmithia morbida is the source of this 1302-nucleotide messenger RNA. RefSeq names its product ubiquilin. Gene Ontology annotation, cellular component: cytosol. The transcript is spliced from 2 exons. Gene Ontology annotation, molecular function: polyubiquitin modification-dependent protein binding. NCBI's taxonomy places the organism in Eukaryota, Fungi, Ascomycota, Sordariomycetes, Hypocreales, Bionectriaceae. The record is from RefSeq and is a predicted model, not a curated record. Gene Ontology annotation, biological process: ubiquitin-dependent protein catabolic process. The coding region runs from base 1 to 1302 and encodes 433 amino acids.